UAAAGUCGGCGUGCGUCUUGCGUCUUAAGCAUAUGAGGAGUAAACCAGAGGCUGUGAAUUUAGCAAGAGAUACUGUUGAGUGAAUCGACUUGUAAAGCAUCGCAUCACUCAUAGCAGGAGUGAGGAAGACGCAGCUGCCAUUUACUGUAACAGGAAGAUGAAUAUUAAAGAAGAAACAGGUGAGGCUGAUAUAAACACCAUGGAGGUAACGACUGUAAAUAUUAAAGAAGAGGACUGUGAAUGGGAGUCUGUCCACCCCAAACAGGAGAGUCUGUGCAUUAAGGAUGAGUAUUAUAAACUGGGAACUGUGGACAUUAAAGAAAAGGCUGAGGAGACGCCCAUCAGCAUUGGGACGCACCAACAGGAAAUUGUGAAUGGUGGGGACCGUGAGAAGAACUCUGUUAGAACUUGGGAAGAUCAGUCAUCACCUUCAGAUUAUUCUGGAGAAGUUUUAGAAGACAAUGGCAGCUUCUUCUUAUCCUCCUCGUCUCAGACGUCUGUUCAGUGCAGAUUGCAGCUGACAACAGCAGUAGAGGGGACUGCUAGUCAACUUCAGAUAAACAAUUCCAGCUCUGCCAGUAUCAACCAGGAACAGAGAAAAGAGUUUAAUCUGGGUGAAACACAACAGAAGGCUCAUCAAUGUUCUGAAUGUGGUAAAGGAUUCUCACGAAUUAAAAAUCUUCGGAGGCACAGAAAAAUUCACACCGGAGAGAAGCCAUAUUGUUGCUCUGAAUGCGGGAAGCGAUUCACACAACUGGGCAGUCUUAAGAAACACAGAAGAAUUCACACUGGAGAGAAGCCAUAUUACUGUAAUGAAUGUGGCAAACAUUUCUGUUACAAGAGUAGUCUUCAGAGACACCACAGAAUUCACACAGGAGAGAGGCCAUUUUGCUGUAAUGAAUGUGGAAGAGAAUUCUUACAAAUAAGCAAUCUCCAGAGACACAGUAGAGUUCACAUUGCAGAGAAAGUGCCCACCCCCUGCCUCAACCUUAGGGUAGGUGAGGGUGGUAGCGAUAAUGCAACAUCUUCAGAUGAAGAAAAGCCCUCCAAUGUGGUGACAGUUCAGAUGGACAAUGUUGCUGGUCCCACUAUAUUGGAACAGACUAGACCACAUAAAGGUACCUUGAGUAAAAAAUUAAGAGGGCUAGACAAAGUCCACUGGUCAAGUGACGAUAAAGAGGAGAUCAUGUACUGCUACUUUUAUGCAACAAACCCUGAAUUUCCAACAAAGGGAUAUGCAAAGAGGACUCGCAUAAAACUACAAUCCAGAAAUAUAAUCUCACGGUCAAAGUUAAGUAAUAUAACAGAUGCAAAUUUAAGAUCACUAAUUGGAAUAAUUAAAGAAAGAAGGCGAAUAACUCAGGAGAAAUUAGAAUAUCUCCAAAUAAGAGCAAAAGAAGACUUCAUAUGUGAAAAAACUCAAAUCCAGCUGGUAUGAGAACAGAAAGGGAGAAAACCUGGGAUGAUGAGAAGAUCUUGUAUGGUACAGCUUUUAUGCCAAUUUGAAAGCAUCAGCGGGCAAAUUAAUCAACGAAGAAGUAAAAAGACCUAUUUGUAAACAAAUUUACAAGCAAACACUCAAAUAUGAAUCAACACACAUGAAAAAUGCUUAACACCAAAAGUGGAAUGUCCUAAAAGGUAAUCGAUUCCCACAUUGUGAGAUUCAGUCAGUAAAGAAAAAGGUCCUGGAAGAGCUAAAAAUGGAAGGGAUAGAAGUUCAAAACAGCCAAAACUGUAUUCCCAAAAAUCACAAGUAAACCCAACCCCAAUGAUAGAGGGAGUAAAAGAAAAAAAAAACAACUGAAAGUUGCAAAGACUCAAAAAAGAGCAGACAGAGCUAAUAAAAAUGACCAAGAAAGAGCAGAAGUGACACCAUCAUUAGAGGGCAAAGAAGUUCAGGAAAUUAAAAUAGAGCUCCUGGACCUAAUUAACACAGACAAGUACACAGAAAUCGACAAAAGAGAGAGGUUGCUAAUGAUAGCACUAAACCGAACUGUCCAAACUACAAUAAGCAAGGUAACUGAUGCCAUUCUGAAGAUAAUGCAGAUCCAAAAACACAAACUGGACUUAACUACAGCAAACAGGAUCCAGUAUUGUGCAACAAAACUCAUCACCUCUAAGGUAAUGGUGAACAGAUAAAUAAGAGUAAGGACACAAAAGCGAAACUACACUCCUCCUUGGAUGAGGAGAAUUGAAAAAAAAAAUAAAGACCUCGUAUGACGAGAUGGCACUAAUUAAAGCCUGCAUUGAAGGAGUGAUAUCACAUGAAGUUCUAACUUAACCAGAACAGCUGAAAUUACAGAAUUAUUUAUUAACAUACAAGAACCUCACCUUCACAAUUGCAAACAAUAAACUUACAAUUAUGGCAAAGGCACAAAAAGUAAGAAGUUACAAACAAAAACACAAGGAGAGGGUACAGAAUGGACUAUUUAAAGAAAAUCCCAAAAAGUUAAGUGGGGAAGACGCUCUGAAAGUAACUUGAGCACCAGACAAAGAAGAGGCCGAAGAAGUUUGGAGCAGAAGGAUUUGUUUCAAACGUAGCUUUGUCAAAACUUGACUUGCUUGUAUGGAACGUUAUCUGAUUUUAAUAAAAUAUUAUAUAAAAGAAUCUAUGAGGAUGAUCAAGAACACAACUAACAAGCAAAAUGGAUAAGCAAACUACAGAUGUAAAUAGAAAUCAUUUGAGCCAAAGAACUGCCAUGGAGUGAAGUAACAGCAGAAGUGGUAAGAAACACCAUAAGUUAUGCUGCUAACUGGAAGACACCUGGUUUAGAUGUAGUACCAAAUUUUUGGAUAAAGCACCUAACGUCUCUGCCCCAGGAUAUGGAAAUGCAAUAAUGCAGAAACCGGAGACAGCACCAGAGUGGCUUACAACAGGGACAACCUUCCUACUCACAAAAUCCAACCCAACAAAUAUUCCAAAAACUGACUGCUCAAUAACCUCCCUUCCCACCAUCUUCAAACUAUUUAUACUGGUAGACACAGAGAGAAUUAACACACACCUUUACUAGAACAGUUUGAUGGCAAUUGAACAAAUUGAAAACACAAGAAAGUCUUAUGGAACCAAAGCUGCUGUAGAACAAAGUCAUCAUGGAGUUCUGCAAAAAAGGCAAAAACCUGAGUGUGGCAUGGAUAGGUUACAAAAAAUCAUUUAACAAUAUACCUUAUUCCUGGAUACUGAAAUGUCUAUGCCUAUACAAAGACCACCAGGUUGUGAUAAACUUCAUCUCAACUACUAUGGUUCAGUGGCAAUCAACUCUACAACUUCGCAAUGAGAACCGGUGGAUCACUGUCCCAAACAUAAAAAUAGAAUGAGGAAUCUUUCAAGGUGAUUCAUUAUCUCCGCUACUGUUCUGCGUAGCACUAAACCCAAUAAGCACCCUCUUAAAGAACCUUGGCCAUGGACUUAAUAUCCACUCUCACAAUGAUCCAGCAACCCAAAUAAUUACUCACCUCCUUUUCAGCUAAAAUUAGUAAAACACUUUUCAGAUGACAUCACAAUGAUAUUUGGGAUUGACAAGUGUGCCAAAGCUACCUUCAUCAAUGGAAAGCUAACCUCAACUGCAAACAUCAACUUCGAUCAAGAGUGUGCUAUUAAAAAUCUGAAAUACCUGGGCAAAGGCAAGGGGAAUAUCAUAGUCAUGGGGGACUUUAACUACACGAAUAGUAACUGGGAUAACCUUGCAAACAGUAGGGCACAAGAGCAGAGGUUUUUAGAAGUAAUCAAUGAUUUUUUUAAAUACAGUAUGUUAAAGCACAAACACGGGGUGAAGCCUGUCUGGAUUUAGUAUUUUGUAAUGAUCAAGAUAGAACUUAGAGUGUGGAGGUGAUUGGACCACUAGGGUCAAGUGACCAUCAUAUAAUACAAUUCUCAGUAUUUUGUAAGA
Polypterus senegalus (gray bichir) is the source of this 3887-nucleotide messenger RNA. Its product is annotated as zinc finger protein 436-like. Lineage: Eukaryota; Metazoa; Chordata; Cladistia; Polypteriformes; Polypteridae. Gene Ontology annotation, biological process: regulation of transcription by RNA polymerase II. Bases 158 to 1438 code for a protein of 426 amino acids. The record is from RefSeq and is a predicted model, not a curated record. Gene Ontology annotation, molecular function: DNA-binding transcription factor activity, RNA polymerase II-specific; RNA polymerase II cis-regulatory region sequence-specific DNA binding. The transcript is spliced from 3 exons.